Messenger RNA from Amphimedon queenslandica, 1062 nucleotides. RefSeq names its product potassium channel subfamily K member 16-like. The record is from RefSeq and is marked provisional. Gene Ontology annotation, molecular function: outward rectifier potassium channel activity; potassium ion leak channel activity. Lineage: Eukaryota; Metazoa; Porifera; Demospongiae; Haplosclerida; Niphatidae. Gene Ontology annotation, biological process: stabilization of membrane potential; potassium ion transmembrane transport. Gene Ontology annotation, cellular component: plasma membrane.
AUGGAGAAAGAGGUCGAGUCAGAAAUUCCUGCUGUUGCUAGCGAUAGAGAGGACAGCGAGAGUCGUGAGCUAACAGAAAAGCCACAAGAAGACACAGCAGAGGAUGAAGAGCCAGAGGAUACUGGGUUUGAGUGUUCCAGGGCCUACUUCACCCGCUUAUUCUGUAACCUGAACAUCUACAACCAAGCCUUCAUCCUAUUUGCUCUUGUAAUGACAUACAUACUCGUUGGUGGUGCCAUAUUUCUAGCCUUUGAGCUACCGGCAGAGACAAAACGAAAUGAGGCCAUAACAGCAGCCAAUGAAACAUACAUUAGGGCCUUCAACAAUAUAGUGGAUCAACUGGUGAACUUUACCAACCUAACAGAAGAGGAGGCUAUGGCUUUAGUAAGGAGGGUAGCACAGUCAGCCAUUGAUGCAUCAAACAAUCAGCCGACUAACAACUGGGAGUAUGGAUCGGCUAUCUUCUUUGCCACAACUGUUAUUACAACAAUCGGUUAUGGUUCCAUUGCUCCUGAGACUGAUGGUGGACGUGGUUUCUUCAUACCCUAUGCACUGGUUGGUAUACCCCUCACUUUGAUAUUCCUUGGGUUCUUGGGACAAGUACUUAACAAAGGAGUCGACCGAGCCACAAGAUGUCUCAGAAGACGAGUUACGUUUGAUUGGGGACAAAUAUUGGUCGUAUUUACCAUCGGAUUGGUGAGCUUCAUCUUCAUACCUGCUAUUAUAUUUGCUAUCAUUGAUGACUGGACCUACUUUGAAGCAGUUUAUUUCACUUUUGUGUCUCUCACUACAGUCGGUUUCGGUGAUUUUGUUCCAACUGCCCCAAAGACAUUCCGUGGGCUCUAUCGGUUUAGUCUUAUCUGUUGGUUGUUCCUUGGACUUGCAUUCAUAGCCCUCAUCAUUGCCCAGACACAGGAACGGAUUGAGAAUGUGAGAGAGAGUGUUAAGAAAUGCAGAAAAUGCAUAAAGAGAACAGGAGGAAAGCUCAUGCUGAGGAAAAAGAACAAAGAAAGUAGCAAAGAUAAUGAAAAAACAGAAGAGACUGAAGGAGAGAAGGAGUGA